AUUUGUGGUUGCAGGGAUCUGAUCACAGUUCCCGGCCCCGGGUGCUACUGUUGACCAUAACCCGGAUUGAAAUAAGUUAGAGUUUUUGACUUUAUUGGGUUAUUCUAGGCUAUUUUCUGCGUAAGUUAAUAUAUAAGACGAUUUCAUAAUUUAAACUUGUGAAUUAAUCUAUCUUGAUGUCUACUACGCACUACAUACACAUACCCGGUAGUCAAAGAAUUAAGAGGCAUGUAAUAGGCCCAGGGACUACACCCAACUUCUUUGUUUGUUAGCUGUGUUGGUGAGCACGCCUGUCUGCACUGCUGUACCUGUGUUGGUGAGCACACCUGUCUGCACUGCUGUACCUGUGUUGGUGAGCACACCUGUCUGCACUGCUGUACCUGUGUUGGUGAGCACACCUGUCUGCACUGCUGUACCUGUGUUGGUGAGCACACCUGUCUGCACUGCUGUACCUGUGUUGGAUGAAUAAGGCAGUCUUGCAGUGUACAAGAUGGAUGACAGCUUAUUACCACUGUUUACUCUGUUUGCUUCCACAACCCUCAUUGGUUUGGCUAUAGGGAAGACCUUAUCCAGGUUUCAUCUUCCAUAUAUUUGGUUGCACAAGGUUGAUAAGAGUAGCAAACGCCAUGGAGGAGAAUUAGUUGCAGAGGUUCUACAGUCGCAUGGUGUGCGUCAAAUUUUCACAUUGCCUGGUGGACAUAUUUCUCCCAUUCUUGUUGCAGCUGAAAAACUUGGAAUUCGUAUUGUUGACACACGACAUGAGGCAUCAGCAGUAUUUGCAGCAGAUGCUGUGGCACGCAUGUCAGGGACUGUAGGAGUAGCAGCAGUGACAGCUGGGCCAGGCCUGACCAACACUAUCACAGCUGUUAAGAAUGCUCAGAUGGCUGAAAGUCCAGUACUAAUUAUAGGUGGUGCUACAGCUACAAUUUUGAAGGGCCGUGGAGCUCUGCAAGAUAUAGACCACAUGUCUCUCUUCAAGCCCCUCUGCAAGUUUAGUGCAUCUGUCACCUGUGUAAGAGAUAUAGUCCCAGUUGCUCGUCAGGCCUUUCAGGUUGCACAGUCGGGGACACCAGGUCCAGUGUUCAUAGAGUUCCCAAUUGAUGUUUUAUACCCAUAUGAUAUGGUGUCAAAAGAACUAGGUGUGAAAGAGGAAGGCAAAUCAUUGAUGCAAAGAAUCAUUAACUGGUACCUUGGAAACUAUUUGGACAAUCUUUAUGCUGGUGCGUGGGAACCUCAAGACACCAAGCCCCUUAAAGUCAGCAUUCCCUUUGCCUCCAGUGAUUUAGUGAAUAGGUGUGCAGAAGUAGUGUCCCGGUCAAAGAAGCCUGUGAUUCUCUUGGGUAGUCAGGCAACUCUUCCUCCAACUCCUGUAGAAGAUCUGCGUCGCUCGCUAGAGACUCUGGGCAUUCCCUGUUUCCUUGGAGGAAUGUCUCGAGGCUUGCUUGGGCGAAAAAGUGCUAUUCAAAUGCGCCAACAACGUCGUGAUGCCCUUAAAGAAGCUGAUGUCAUUAUCCUGGCUGGUGCAGUUUGCGACUUCAGACUCUCCUAUGGCCGAGGAAUGGGACGGAAGGCCAAGAUCAUCGCUGUCAAUAGGAACAAGGACCAGCUGUACAAAGUAUUAUCACUUUUUUUUUUUUUUUUGUACGUGCACAUGCAUGAGAGAUUAAUUGGACAUUUUAUGUUCCACAGUACUUUAUCCUAAUCUUUUCUAAUAUUU
This is a messenger RNA of Cherax quadricarinatus, 1717 nucleotides long. NCBI's taxonomy places the organism in Eukaryota, Metazoa, Arthropoda, Malacostraca, Decapoda, Parastacidae. The record is from RefSeq and is a predicted model, not a curated record.